AUGAACGCCUUAUACAACCAUGCAUUGAAACAGAAGAGUCAAUUGACUUCUGAUCUGGCAAAAUUUGAAAAUAAUCUUAUGACUUCACCAAUAUCUCUUCAAGGUUCAAUAUCAGCAACUUUAGUAUCUUUCGAAAAGACUAUAAAUCAAUACAACGAUUUCUUAUCAAAGAAUAAAGAAUUAGAAGAUAACGAAAAAUAUAGCAAUAGAUUAGAUCAAUUACGUGAAGAAUUAAACAAUUUUUCAACAAAAUUUAAAGAUUUAAAGAAAAAUUAUAACGAAUUAAAUAACGAUAAGAUGAGAAAAAAUUUAUUUGGUACGACAUCUUCUGAAAACCCCUUUGACGAAGAUACUACUAUAAGCAAUAGACGAAGACAUCAACAAAAUGAUGCCAACGAUUUAAAUAUGUUUGAUGGCUUACAAAAGGAAAAUUCAAUCUUUAACAGAGGUAAUUCACAGUUAGAUUAUAUAUUAGAAAUGGGUCAAAACUCUCUAAAUGAUAUCAUUGAACAAAAUCACAUUUUAGAAAAAGUUCAAGAUACUUUAACUAAAUCGUUAAGAACUUUGAAUGUCUCAGAAGAUACUAUCCAACUAAUCAAUAGAAGAGCAUUCCAUGAUAAAUUAAUAUUCUGGUUUGCAUUAUUCUGUCUAUUUUUGGGUAUUUAUUUCAUUAUUAAGUUUCUAAGAUAG
This is a messenger RNA of Kazachstania africana CBS 2517, 690 nucleotides long. RefSeq names its product Bos1p (gene BOS1). The coding region runs from base 1 to 690 and encodes 229 amino acids. NCBI's taxonomy places the organism in Eukaryota, Fungi, Ascomycota, Saccharomycetes, Saccharomycetales, Saccharomycetaceae. The transcript has a single exon. Gene Ontology annotation, cellular component: SNARE complex; ER to Golgi transport vesicle membrane; late endosome membrane. Gene Ontology annotation, molecular function: SNAP receptor activity; SNARE binding. The record is from RefSeq and is a predicted model, not a curated record. Gene Ontology annotation, biological process: vesicle fusion; endoplasmic reticulum to Golgi vesicle-mediated transport.